UAUGAUUUCAUCGCAAUUGGAAUUGCUUCGAUUGAACACCGGUCGUGAAGUUCGUGUUACAACAGCCAAUACACUGUUGAAACGGAUGCUAUUCCGUUAUCAAGGCCACGUUAGUGCUGCUUUGGUAUUGGGAGGUGUUGACAUCAGUGGACCACACAUCUAUUCCAUUCAUCCACACGGAUCAACAGACCGAUUGCCAUACACUACCAUGGGUUCCGGCAGUUUGGCUGCUAUGGCUGUUUUUGAAGAUCGUUGGCGACCGGACAUGGAAGAAGAAGAAGCCAAAAAAUUGGUUCGCGAUGCAAUCGCUUCGGGUGUAUUCAAUGAUCUUGGUUCGGGCUCAAACAUCGAUUUGUGCGUUAUCAAAAAAGGCACCGUCGAAUAUUUGCGUGGUUAUGAAUAUGCCAAUGAGAAAGGAGUUCGUGCUUUGAACUAUGACUUCAAGCUGGGUACAACAGCCGUUCUCGACACAAAAAUCCAUCAAUUCGACAUUGAAGAGACCGUUAUUCCAAUCGCAUCCAGCAGCGCCACACCGAUGGACACAGCUUGAUUCAAUAUUUUCAUGGCAUUUUAAAUUUUCUAUACUAAAACAUAAUAAAAAAUAAGGCUAUUAGCCUGCUAAAUGGUAUUAAUUUCA
This is a messenger RNA of Sitodiplosis mosellana (orange wheat blossom midge), 637 nucleotides long. RefSeq names its product proteasome subunit beta type-7-like. Bases 2 to 550 code for a protein of 182 amino acids. The record is from RefSeq and is a predicted model, not a curated record. Lineage: Eukaryota; Metazoa; Arthropoda; Insecta; Diptera; Cecidomyiidae. The transcript has 3 exons. Gene Ontology annotation, cellular component: proteasome core complex.